AUGAAGUUGGAUAUAAAGAAAACUUUUAGUAAUAGAUCCGAUCGAGUUAAAGGUAUCGAUUUCCAUCCUACUGAGCCAUGGGUUUUGACUACCUUGUACUCUGGUCGUGUUGAGCUUUGGAAUUACGAAACACAAGUUGAAGUUAGAUCCAUCCAAGUUACGGAAACUCCUGUUAGAGCAGGUAAAUUCAUUGCAAGAAAGAAUUGGAUAAUUGUUGGGAGUGAUGAUUUCAGGAUCAGAGUCUUCAACUACAAUACAGGUGAAAAAGUUGUUGAUUUCGAAGCUCAUCCAGACUAUAUCCGUUCCAUUGCUGUACAUCCAACAAAGCCUUAUGUUUUAUCCGGCAGUGAUGAUUUGACAGUCAAACUAUGGAAUUGGGAAAAUAACUGGGCCUUAGAACAAACUUUUGAAGGUCACGAACACUUUGUCAUGUGCGUCGCAUUCAAUCCAAAGGAUCCUAGUACGUUUGCAUCUGGGUGUUUGGACCGAACCGUUAAAGUUUGGUCAUUGGGACAAUCGACACCAAAUUUCACGUUAACCACAGGACAAGAAAGAGGUGUGAAUUAUGUUGAUUAUUACCCGCUACCUGACAAGCCUUAUAUGAUUACUGCGUCGGACGACUUAACCAUCAAAAUUUGGGAUUACCAAACGAAGUCAUGUGUAGCCACUCUAGAAGGUCACAUGUCCAAUGUUUCUUUUGCUGUUUUCCAUCCAACUUUACCCAUUAUAAUUUCUGGUUCCGAAGAUGGCACUUUAAAGAUAUGGAAUUCUUCCACUUACAAGGUAGAAAAGACUUUAAACGUUGGUUUAGAAAGAAGUUGGUGUAUCGCUACCCAUCCAACAGGACGUAAAAACUACAUUGCAUCCGGGUUUGAUAAUGGGUUUACCGUACUUUCCUUGGGAAAUGAUGAACCAACUUUAUCACUUGACCCUGUCGGUAAGCUAGUAUGGUCAGGUGGCAAAAAUGCCGCAGCUUCAGACAUUUUCACUGCCGUCAUAAGAGGUAACGAAGAAGUUGAACAAGAUGAACCAUUAUCUUUACAAACUAAGGAGCUGGGUUCCGUUGAUGUUUUCCCUCAAUCUUUAGCCCAUUCUCCAAAUGGUAGGUUUGUUACAGUUGUUGGGGAUGGUGAAUACGUUAUUUAUACGGCGUUGGCUUGGAGAAACAAAGCCUUCGGUAAAUGUCAAGACUUUGUUUGGGGCCCCGACUCCAAUAGUUAUGCUUUAAUUGAUGAAACUGGGCAAAUUAAAUACUACAAAAACUUUAAAGAAGUCACAUCAUGGUCUGUCCCAAUGCAUUCUGCUAUUGAUAGAUUAUUUUCAGGUGCCUUGUUGGGUGUGAAGUCUGAUGGCUUCGUCUAUUUCUUCGAUUGGGACAACGGUACGCUAGUUAGAAGAAUUGAUGUUAAUGCUAAGGAUGUCAUUUGGUCCGAUAACGGUGAGCUGGUGAUGAUUGUCAACACCAAUAGUAAUGGUGAUGAAGCAAGUGGUUACACAUUAUUAUUCAACAAGGAUGCUUACCUUGAAGCAGCAAAUAAUGGCAAUAUCGACGAUUCAGAAGGUGUUGAUGAGGCUUUUGACGUAUUGUAUGAACUAAGUGAAUCCAUUACAUCAGGCAAAUGGGUUGGUGAUGUCUUUAUCUUUACCACAGCAACUAACAGGCUGAACUACUUCGUAGGUGGAAAGACUUAUAAUUUAGCCCAUUACACAAAGGAAAUGUAUCUAUUGGGCUAUCUAGCACGUGAUAAUAAAGUAUAUUUAGCUGACAGAGAGGUCCAUGUUUAUGGUUACGAAAUAUCUCUAGAGGUGCUGGAGUUCCAAACAUUGACUUUAAGAGGGGAAAUUGAAGAAGCCAUUGAAAAUGUACUCCCAAAUGUUGAGGGUAAGGACUCUUUAACAAAAAUUGCUAGAUUUCUGGAAGGUCAAGAGUAUUAUGAAGAAGCACUGAAUAUUUCCCCUGAUCAAGAUCAAAAAUUUGAGCUAGCCUUAAAAGUCGGCCAACUUACGCUUGCUCGCGAUUUGUUGACAGAUGAAAGCGCCGAAAUGAAAUGGAGAGCCUUGGGUGAUGCUUCCUUACAAAGGUUCAAUUUUAAACUUGCUGUUGAAGCUUUCACAAAUGCACAUGAUCUAGAAUCUUUAUUUCUAUUGCACUCAUCUUUUAAUAACAAGGAGGGGUUGGUCACUUUAGCUAAAGAUGCUGAAAGGGCCGGUAAAUUCAAUUUGGCUUUUAAUGCAUAUUGGAUCGCUGGCGAUAUACAAGGCGCUAAAGAUCUUUUAAUCAAGUCUCAAAGGUUUUCCGAAGCCGCUUUCCUUGGAUCAACAUACGGUUUAGGAGAUGAUGCAGUCAACGAUAUUGUUACAAAAUGGAAGGAAAAUUUGAUACUCAACGGUAAGAAUACUGUAUCAGAAAGAGUUUGUGGGGCCGAAGGUUUACCAGGCUCUUCGAGUUCAGGAGAUGCCCAACCACUCAUUGACUUAGAUUCCACUCCAGCCCCAGAACAAGCUGACGAAAACAAAGAAGCUGAAGUUGAGGACAGCGAGUUUAAAGAAUCCAACUCAGAGGCAGUUGAAGCCGAAAAAAAAGAAGAGGAAGCUCCCCAGCAACAACAAUCAGAACAACAGCCGGAGCAAGGAGAGGCAGUGCCGGAGCCUGUGGAAGAAGAGAGUUAA
Molecule: messenger RNA, 2670 nt
Organism: Saccharomyces cerevisiae S288C
Lineage: Eukaryota; Fungi; Ascomycota; Saccharomycetes; Saccharomycetales; Saccharomycetaceae
Gene: SEC27
Product: coatomer subunit beta'
Exons: 2
Coding region: 1-2670 (889 amino acids)
Biological process (GO): intracellular protein transport; vesicle-mediated transport
Cellular component (GO): COPI-coated vesicle membrane; cytoplasm; Golgi membrane
Molecular function (GO): structural molecule activity
Source: RefSeq, marked reviewed